UAGGAGCACAGUGUGAGCAGCGCUGCGCUAAGUAACAAGUAAACAAAAACAGGCAGAUGACCGUGGACCGGUUUGCUCUGGCGGAUUUAACGCACAUUUUGUUCAAUUUGCACUCCAUAUGUAGACGGCCUGGUAAGAUGGUCUGAGCAGAGAGAAACACGAAGACGAGGAGGAUAGCGCGGCGUCAAGCCCACAGCCAGGUGGAUGUACUGCCGGGGAGCCGCCAGGGGGCAACAGAGAGCGGGGAAGUGCUAGAGAAGAGGCGCAGGCUGACAGGUCGGCUACAGAUGCGAUGGAUGAGGUGGAGGAAGCUAGAACUCCUGCUGAUCUGCCUGAUGACACAGAGCAGGUUGGAGAGCCUCAGACAAUAGACACUGUUGGAAACUCUGAAGAAACCGAUGUGCUGGAGACUGCUGAAGAAGCGGAAACUCAGACCUAUCUAUCCGAUGAUGAGGAGCAGCUUAUAGAGCCUCAGACAGCAGACAGUGUUGGAAACGCUACAGCAACAGUGAAGGUGGUGCUGGUGCCUCAUGGUCAUGUGAUGACGGUGGCCUUCGCCAUCGGUCUCAGCAUUCAGGAGCUGAAGUGUCACCUCGCCUCAGAACUCAGAGUUCCUGUGGAAGUGCUACAGAUCUCUCUGGAUGGCAGGGUGGUGGCGGAGAACCAGAGCCUGAUGGAGCUAGGCGUCCAGCCUAACAGCUCUACCCGGCUGGAGAUGAGCUCCAUUGACCCGACCACCCACCCACUCCGCCCCCUUCACCCUCCAGAGCAUGACAACAUGCCAGACGUCAUCACUGUGCGAGUCAAAACAGAUGAUGGAGUUUUCCAGGAGGUGGUGGUGGAGAUUGAGUGUCCCCGCCAGCAGAAGGCCUUCGUGGGCGGCUACAGACACCGGCUGACAGGGGCGGAGUUCCACCACGCUGCAGUCCAGACCCUGCCCAAGAAGAGGGCGGACAGUGGAGUGGGCCUCUUCAGCCGCGGCACACAGACAGCAGAGCAAAAGUCUCAAAGCCAUCAGUGUCCGGUCAGCGUCUCCACCCAGAUGACUUGGAUCGGCUGCUACGUCUCCUGUAUGAAUGACAAGCUGGUCACCCCCGGCAACUACGUCACUGCUGAGGAGUACCACAAUGAGAGGCUGAGAGCUGUCAUCUGUCUGCAGUCAUUUGUCCGGCGCUGGUUCGCCCAGAAGGCGGUGGACCGGCUGAGGAGGCAGCGGGAUCGGCGGCUGGCCUGGCUGAAGCUGCAGGAGAAGAGGAGGAAGGAGGAGAAGGAGGAGGAGCUGAGAGAACGACACCGGCGCUGGAUGAACCCGCAGAGGAGGGAAGACUUCAAUCUGCUGUACCACUCCCUGGAGAAGUGGUGGUGUGAAGAGGAGCAGUGGAUCAACUUGUCCAUGCGAGGAGCUGAGAGGAAGGCAGCUCUCUGCACGCUGCUGGAGCAGGAGACUCAGCUCAUCGCCGCCAUCGGAUGCCAUCGCAUCGCUGUCCAGAAGGACAACUAUGACAAAACCAUCAGGAACUUCCUCAACAAGUCUGCAGCUCCUCGUCAGUGGCGAGCAGCAGACGGUCGACUGAUCGAGAUGGACAGUCAACAAACCAUCAGAGCCAGAGAGCUGCGAGACCUAUACAAUGAUAUUAACCAGCCAGCUGCGAGCCAGGAGCAGAGAUUCAACGUCCUGACAACACUCAAACGCACCAUCAAGGAGCAUCCGUGUCAACUGACCCAGGACAUGGUGGAUCUGAUAGAUCGGGAAGAGGAGCUGAUGACUCGGAGUGUUAAGGCAGCGAAUCUGGAGGGGCUGAGGAGGAGGAUCUCCACACUGUUCCUCCAGUUUAUCAAAACACCAGCGUUCAACCCGGAGGUGGCCAAGCUGCUCAUGAAUCCCACCCAGCUGAAGAACGACAUGUUCUUCUGCCGCAGCUGUCACCGCUACCUGCGCUCUGCCAACAUCAGCCUGGGCGCCAGCACUCGUCUAAAUGUCCGUUGUCGGGACUGCGCCAGUCUUGACAACAUAGCUAGGGCCCGCGUUGACUUCUCCUGCUACAAGAACAUCCUGAGGAGGCUCAGAGUGGACGAACAGCUGCUCAAUGAUGAUGCCAAGAUCCCCUUCCUGCUCCAGGUGGAGGACGUGCAGUACCUGGUCGAGGUGAUCUGGUCAUCCUGCUCAGCCCUCAAAGCCAGCAGCGACCUCUACAGCCUGGUGUUUGUUCGCUGGGAUAGUAAAAGGGACUGGAGCCCCUGGAACUGCAUCCUACUGUCCAAGGAAGAGACGUCAGCUCACCUGGAGUUGCAACACGUCCUCAAGGCAUACGAGGCUACUUUCAUUCAAAUGAUUGAACACAGACACAUGCUGGCUCGACGCCACUUCAGCCAGAUCCCCGUCAUGGCCAAGUACCUGGACUCCCAGCUAGCUGCUGAACAGGGCAACUAGCCCUCGUGUCCUCACGCCCUAAUGCAGUUUGUCACUUUCUGAAACAAUUGGUCUGAAAUUGAAAAUAAAGGUCCCGACGGUUACA
Messenger RNA from Scophthalmus maximus (turbot), 2516 nucleotides. RefSeq names its product IQ motif and ubiquitin domain containing (gene iqub). Lineage: Eukaryota; Metazoa; Chordata; Actinopteri; Pleuronectiformes; Scophthalmidae. Gene Ontology annotation, biological process: cilium assembly. Gene Ontology annotation, molecular function: protein binding. The record is from RefSeq and is a predicted model, not a curated record. Gene Ontology annotation, cellular component: acrosomal vesicle; motile cilium. The transcript is spliced from 14 exons. Bases 293 to 2431 code for a protein of 712 amino acids.